AUGCAUUAUCAUUUUCCCCAGGUAGUGGUGUUCCUCUCAGGCCUUAUUUUAUCAUUUACAUCACAGGUCUCAGCAGCACUCAAACUACAGGAGACCAAACAUGGAGUCAUUGGCCUCGGGAUUCCUAUGUACAAGCCCGUAUGCUGCUAUGCUUGUCACGAUGCGCUCUCCGCUCUAUAUCUCAACUGUACGACCUUCUCAGAUGACCAUCACUCAGGCAUGGACAUGAAAUUGAGGAAACGAAUGGACAUGGGUGGAGAAACCAUGGCCGACACAAGUACCGAGUGCCGCACCAGAGAUCAGGUUUGGUUGCAAACUUUAGCCUACUGCAUCAGUAGCCACUGCACAGAAGAAGGUGCGGGAGAGCAGCGCCAAGCACAAUGCUUCCAGAAAGUCGCUGCCGAGUUGACUCCUGUGCAAAGCCUCCAGGACUCCAUCCCGAGCCAACCUCCCACGAGAGAACUCGCGGAGGAUGACGAGUGGCUGAACACCACUCAGCUUGUGAAUCCGGUCCUUUAUGCUGAUAACUGGAGGACUUUGGACGAGUUCGCCAAAUCGGAAGAGAGACAUACACGAUACAGUCUGAUUGUUUGGCUCGUCACCAUCGGUCUGAUUCUGAUGGCCGGUGCGUACACGUUAUACCUGGCAGUUAACAAGCCUGGACCUUCCAGCGGCCUGGUACGGAAACUCAACCAGCACCUGUUCAUGCCCUCACUGUUUGGCUCACGCCAGUUGGAGCCUUUGCCCUACAAUAUUGGCUAUGUGCCGAGCCGUAUUCUCUCCUUGUUUAUUUUUAUAUACGUGGCGCUGAACAUCGUAUUCUCCUGCGUGUCUUACAACAUCAAGUCCCCAAAUACCUGGUUUUCCGAAGACCGAGAUCAGCUUGUUUCAUACAUCAGCAAUCGCACAGGAGUGCUCAGCUAUGCAAAUCUUGGCCUUGCUAUUGUGUUUUCAGGGAGGAACAAUCUACUGGUCGCUCUGACCGGAUGGUCCCAGACUACAUUCCUGACAAUUCAUCGCUGGGUCUCCCGUGUGGCGACUGUGCAGGCUAUCGUUCAUUCAAUCAUUUAUACCCUGACAUACUUCUGGUCGGGAGGUGCAGCUGCCUACUAUGCGGAGGCGAAGAAAGCGUACUACUGGUGGGGAAUGAUUGCGACGGUGGCCAUGAGCAUUGCCAUCGCCGCAUCCGUUCUGCCGAUCCGCCUUCGUGCAUAUGAGUUCUUCCUCAUAACACACAUAAUCCUCGCCAUCCUAGCGAUUGCAGGCUGCUGGUACCAUGUGGAGCUACGCUUCAAAAGAAGAUGGGGUUACGAGGUUUGGAUCUAUCUAGCAAUGGCAUUCUGGGGAUUCGACCGACUCAUGAGAUUUGCCCGCGUGGCCUGGUACAACGAGUGGGCAGGUGCGACGCCCAGCAUCGUCGAAAGAAUUCCAGCGUCUGAUUUCCUUCAAAUCACUGUCUUCCCCGGAAAGAGAUGGAGGAAUGCCAUGGGUCCCGGCAAGCAUACCUUCCUUGCCUUUCCCGGGAAAUUCUGGGAAAGUCAUCCCUUCACAAUUGCCGAAUGGGGAACUCUCGAUCCGAAUGCUUACAAAGGACUGGCUUAUUCUUCAGGUGCAAGCUCAGGGGAAUCUUCCAGUAAUGUCUCUUUGUCGGAGAAGUUGCCUGGGAAAUCAACGGAAACAACUGUACGAGAAGCAGCUGUUGACAACCGGUCCGACGCUGAAGGUGAAUUCUUCAUUCGUUUCCUCCUCCGCCCUCACACGGGUAGUACACGCUCCCUAUUUCACAAACUCACAAACUCCUCGACGCCGUCCCAUAACCAUCAUCUUCGGAUCCUCACUGAGGGUCCUUACGCGGGGCAUAGUCAGACCCUAUAUCCCCUAAAACAUGCGGACACGAUUCUAUGUAUCACAGGGGGUAUUGGUGUCACAUAUUCCCUGAGUGUCUUGAAACAAUACCUAGAUCUGCAGAUUAUAGCUACAGAAAGUGGCGCUUCGAAGAAGAAAGCAUUGACCGCGAAAUGCACAAGAUUUGUCUUCGCAUGGUCAGCGAGGGAGGAAGGUCUGAUCAAGCAUGUCACGCAACAUAUGAUUCCUAACAGCCAAACCAAGAAAGCAAACGUCGAGAUCAAGAUCUGGCAGACCGGAUAUUCAGACGACCGUCUAGGUUCCGGCGAUAAGUUCCAGGCCGAAAACCAAACAGCCACGGACGCGGUGAAUGAGAAAACCGAGGAGAUCAUCACGCAAGCGUCUUCGUCGGCUUCUCCUUCUCGCUCGAUUUUUCAACCCAGCAACGGUAGUAUCACUUCACUGACAACAGGCUCACGCAUGCAUAUUCCAUCAGUACUGGAGUCGGUCCUCGAGCCAUCUCGUCGUAUAGCGGUACUCGUAUGUGCGCCCGGAGGCAUGGCAGAUGAUGUAAGGAAGAGCGUUGUUCAAGCGGUAGCAAAUGGGUUUGAGGUCCAGUUGAUUGAAGAAGCUUUUGCUUGGUGA
Molecule: messenger RNA, 2490 nt
Organism: Exophiala bonariae
Lineage: Eukaryota; Fungi; Ascomycota; Eurotiomycetes; Chaetothyriales; Herpotrichiellaceae
Exons: 2
Coding region: 1-2490 (829 amino acids)
Biological process (GO): iron ion transport; intracellular iron ion homeostasis; copper ion import
Cellular component (GO): plasma membrane
Molecular function (GO): ferric-chelate reductase activity
Source: RefSeq, a predicted model, not a curated record